CCACGAGCACUGGCUGCCCGCGGCCGACUUCACACCGAACCGUGCGCGAGAGUCGCGAGAACGUCUUGGCUGUAUUUGUCCAGGUUAUCUGUCAACAAACUUUCCGCGACUAAAAUAACUAUAGUUUCGAACUCAUAUGUAUAAAAAAUCAUAAAAACUCUGUGACUUUAUGAGUGAAUUAUAUAUCAAGUUAGUUCGCCAUUGACUCAGUGCAGAAACCGUGUUAUUUUUUUUUUUGUUUUUGAUUGCGUGCAUUGCUCGGUGGCUGUCAGCCCCGAUCGUGUGUGAGUGACUAUAAUAUUUCAGUGAAAAAUUGCACUUUAUGAAUUUGUGACAUUAAUAUCAUUGGAUUUUGGCGAUGUCCCAUAACCAACGGCGUUCAGCGAUCCGCGAUAAAGCUCGAUACAAAAAAUGCGUUUCAGUGAAGGAAAUGUGAGCAUAACACGCGAUUGGUCAUCGAAGUAUCACAGCGGCUAAGUGCAAUGUUUGAGUCUCUCGUGUCACGGCUCACGUCGCCGCCGGUGUCGCGACGGAGACAUACGGUGCAUGCUGCAAGGGAGGUUUGCAGCGAGCCAGAGGAAGAGGCAGCACCAGUACAGCGUCGUUCAAGGGCCGCUAAACAACUACUAGACAAGCGUCGUAAAGCAAGACUUUCAUGUGCUGAUCUUACCAUUGCGACUAAUGGGGAACCCGAACGUACAUCGCGCAUGGACGCGCUCAAAGCUUUCUUGCCAUUACGACAGUCGAAAUCCCUUGGAAGACUCGACGGUCUCAAAGAGGUUUUCUGCUAUAGUAAUUACUAUGUCAAUCAUCACAGAAGAUGUUUGAUCCAAGACGAGCCAGAGAAGAACCGUUACGAAACACGCGAACCUCUGAUAUUCCGCAGAUAGGACAAGAAUGCCAUAGUCAGGUAGAAGCAGGUACGCGCAGCCUUGACUGUAGAUACGCACACACGCGUCCAAGAGAUUGUGAUGCUGUGUGCGUGCUAUUUGCCCAUGUGAUUUACAGACAAAUGCCACGUCGAGGUGCGCAUCUGUUUGCCGCAUUGUAAGGAUAUCCAGACGCGUCAACGCCUUUUGUCUGCCGCAUCGACAUCUGCUCUCGGAGAAAGAAGUUCUUACUAAAUAUAUUACCAUACUAGAUGUUGCAUCAACGUACGCUGUACGCUCAUUGUAGUCUGAUGGAUAUCAAUUUGACAAGCCUGUUGGCAUAUACACGCUGGCUUAUUAUUAAUUUUGUAAUAAUUGAAUUCUUUAACGAGAAAUCACUCGUAGGAUGUAGAUUAUUAAUUUUUAUCACCUGCUCUGCUCUGGAUCUGCAAUGUUAAAGUGUAGACAUAAUAAUAUUAUACUUUUCGUUCUGAUAAUUUAUUAUAAGUUUCCUAAUAAAAUUUGUAACAAUUAUGAGCUUAGACAGGUAACAUACAAGAGGUGCCUUAAUUUAUUUUACCACACAAAACUAUCAGACUUACAAUUAUCGAAUAAAACUUUAAUUAUUUAUUUACGUAUUCAUACGUAUCUUAUGACCAAUCUUAAGAAAAUUCGAAUUUGGACUCAUAGAUUCGUUAAUAUAAUCGUAUGCCACGGAAUGAGUUUUUAAAUCUAUUGUUAUGUAUUUUAUUGGUACUAUUCAGUUUAUACUUUUCACUUUAACUUGGGAACCUCAUAAAUACUUAAGAUUUACGUGACAUUUGACGGAGGACAGGAUUGAUAGGAAAAAGUAAAACUUUUCAGAUGAGAUGAAAGUAUUUUUGUAGGUUAAAUAUCUCGAUACGUUGUUUACACUGUGAUAUUCAAUUUUCAUUUUGAAAUUCCAUAGACAAAUUAUAGACAUAUAUCUUAACAAACUUGUACAUGUGUCUGAGUUCUUACUCAUUGGUAUUUUAAAACCAAACCAGUUACACUAUAUAUAAUAUAUUUACAGUUGUUUAAAUUAAUUUAUUUAAUACUCAUAUUACGAAAUGAACACUCAAAGAGUAUUCAUUGAUCAGAUAUUAACAACAAACCAGUGAAUAUGUAUGAGACCUUAAUUUAGACUUGUUAAUAAGCUUGCCAACCUUCGAGAUAAAUGCACAUACAGAAAUAUAAUCUUAAAAUAACGAUGGUGUAAGAAUGAGCUGUGAAUAUUUUUCAAAAGAAUAUAUUAUGUUCAUUUUUAUAGCCGACAGUUUUAUUGCUUUAUUUUUUUCUAUGUUACAGUUUUGAAAAGUAAUCUGUGAUGUUUUCAUUCGCGUUAUUCUCAUAUUGUUACGGUAAUUAGGAAAUAUUGACAAAGUAACAAAUAUCUAAGGUCCUUGUGAGAUGUAAUAAAAAUUAAUAUUGAAAAGGUUAUGACUGUUUGAUUGAUGUGGUAUUGAUUUGUAUAGUUGUAUAAGUUCGGACAGCGAAUCGAAACUUGUUUCGAUAGCGUAUUUAAUUAAUAUCACAACGUCCUACAUCCAGUAACCUUAGAUAUGGCAUGCCAUUACAUUUAUUUGUUUAUGAAGUUUGUUUGGCAAUGACUUGAGCUAAGGAUGAAAUUGAUUUGCGAUCACAUUUACUAUGACUGUUGCAAAACUGAGACUCAAAUUUGAACUCGCCAGGUGGCGGAAUUCGCAAUAGAUAUCAGAUAAACUUUUAAAUUUUGGCCUUAACAUUAAAAAUUAAACCGACUAUAAAUUAUUAAUUUAUAUAUUUUUUUAUUAUAACUUCCACAUUAUGUAAUGUU
This is a messenger RNA of Danaus plexippus (monarch butterfly), 2706 nucleotides long. RefSeq lists its product as uncharacterized. Bases 483 to 890 code for a protein of 135 amino acids. The transcript is spliced from 3 exons. Lineage: Eukaryota; Metazoa; Arthropoda; Insecta; Lepidoptera; Nymphalidae. The record is from RefSeq and is a predicted model, not a curated record.